ACCGCCCGUGGUCCCGCCCCUUCCCGUGGCGGCUCGGAGCCACUUCCGGUGGCGGCGUCCCGGCUAGUUCCCGGCGCGAGGGGCACCGGGCCAGUUUCUGUGUCCUCAUCCAGGGCUUGCGGGCGAGGCCUGGUUUAGGUCUCCAGUAACGGAGCGGAGGCCCGGCAGGCGCGACCCGGGCUGCGUACGUCAGAGCUGCCUCCGAAGUGGUAAAAUGUGCUGCGAGAAGUGGAGCCGCGUGGCGGAAAUGUUUCUCUUCAUUGAGGAGCGGGAGGAUUGUAAGAUACUGUGCCUUUGCUCCAGGGCAUUUGUGGAGGAUCGAAAAUUGUACAAUUUGGGAUUAAAAGGCUAUUACAUCAGAGACAGUGGCAACAAUUCAGGAGACCAGGCGACAGAAGAAGAGGAAGGUGGUUAUUCCUGUGGUACUGCAGAAUCACAUGACAGCAAAGGCAUAGGCCUAGAUGAAAGUGAACUUGAUUCUGAGGCUGAACUCAUGAGAAGUAUGGGAUUGCCACUUCAAUUUGGUAGGAUAACUGCACAUAAGAAUUUUGAGGUAUCUAUGAAUACUAGAAAUAAAAUAAAAAAGAAAAAGAAAAAACAUCAAAAGAAAUACUUAGAUGAAAUUGUGCAAGAAUCUUGGAGAAAAGAAUAUGAAGAAGAUGACAUUUUGGCUUCAGAUGAUCCAUCUUCAGUUGAACAGUAUGAGAACACCAGAACAUGUGAACUUCAAAGCAAAAAAGAUACUGAGACAGAAAAUCUUCCUGUUGAAAACACAUUAUCUCCAAAGCUAGAAAUUACAGAGAAAUGGGAAAAGUAUUGGAAUGAAUAUGGAGGAGGACUAUUGUGGCAAAGUUGGCAAGAAAAACAUCCAGAUCAAGCACUAUCUUCUGAACCUUGGAACUUUCCUGAUACAAAGGAAGAAUGGGAGCAACAUUAUAGUCAACUUUAUUGGUAUUAUUUGGAACAGUUUCAGUAUUGGGAAGCUCAGGGUUGGACUUUUGAUGCCUUGCAAAGCUGUGAUACAGAUACUUACACAUCUAAAACAGAAGCUGACAACAAGAAAGAUGAAAAAUGCAUGAAAGUUGACUUACUGUCUUUUCCAUCUUCACCUAUUACGGCUGAUAGUGACAGCUCUGGUACAAGUGAUAAGGAUCAUAGUGAAAUACUUGAUGGAAUUAGUAACAUAAAACUGAAUUCAGAGGAAGUAAAACAGAGCCAAUUAGAUUCCUGUACAAGUCAUGAUGGUCGUCAACAGCUAAGUGAAGGUAGUAGCAGAAGAGAGUGCCCUGGUUCCAGCCAAAGUGAACCACGUAAUGGAGGAACCAAUGAGGAAAGCAAAUCAUUAGGGAAUAUAAGCGCAGACCCACCAGCUGAGGAUUCACAGAAGUCUUCAGGAGCAAACACAGGCAAAGACAGACCACAUGCCAGUGGUACUGAUGGAGAUGAAAGUGAGGAAGAUCCACCUGAGCAUAAGUCAAGCAAACUGAAGAGGAGCCAUGAACUGGACAUCGAUGAAAACCCAGCUUCAGACUUUGAUGACAGUGGUUCUCUUCUAGGAUUCAAGUAUGGCUCAGGACAAAAAUAUGGUGGAAUCCCAAAUUUCAGUCAUCGGCAGGUCAGGUAUUUAGAGAAGAACGUGAAGCAUAAGUCUAAGUACCUGGACAUGCGCAGACAAAUAAAGAUGAAAAACAAACACAUCUUCUUUACCAAAGAGUCAGAAAAACCAUUUUUCAGGAAAAGCAAAACUCUGAGUAAGGUAGAAAAAUUCCUCACAUGGGUUAAUAAACCAAUGGAUGAAGAAGCAUCACAGGAAUUGUCUUCUCAUGACAAUGUGCAUGACGCUUCCACAAGUAGUGAUUCAGAGGAACAAGACAUGUCUGUUAAAAAAGGUGAUGACCUACUGGAGACUAGUAAUCCAGAACCUGAAAAGUGUCAGAGCAUAUCUUCAGCUGGUGAACUUGAAACAGAAAACUAUGAAAGAGACAGCUUGCUAGCAACUGUUCCAGAUGAGCAGGAUUGUGUUACUCAAGAAGUGCCAGACUCCCUCCAGGCAGAAACUGAAGCUGAAGUGAAAAAGAAGAAGAACAAGAAGAAGAACAAAAAGGUGAAUGGUCUGCCUCCUGAAAUAGCUGCUGUUCCUGAGCUGGCAAAAUACUGGGCCCAGAGGUACAGACUCUUCUCCCGUUUUGAUGAUGGGAUUAAGUUGGACAGAGAAGGCUGGUUUUCAGUUACACCCGAGAAGAUUGCUGAACACAUUGCUGGCCGUGUUAGUCAGUCCUUCAAGUGUGACGUUGUAGUAGACGCAUUUUGUGGAGUUGGAGGAAAUACCAUUCAGUUUGCCUUUACAGGAAUGAGAGUGAUUGCCAUUGAUAUCGAUCCUGUUAAGAUUGCCCUUGCUCGUAAUAAUGCAGAAGUUUAUGGGAUAGCAGAUAAGAUAGAGUUCAUCUGUGGAGAUUUCUUGCUGCUGGCUUCUUGUUUAAAGGCUGAUGUUGUGUUCCUCAGCCCGCCUUGGGGAGGACCAGACUAUGCCACUGCAGAGACCUUUGACAUUAGAACGAUGAUGUCUCCUGAUGGCUUUGAAAUUUUCAGACUUUCCAAGAAGAUCACUAAUAAUAUUGUUUAUUUUCUUCCAAGAAAUGCUGAUAUUGACCAGGUGGCAUCCUUAGCUGGGCCUGGAGGUCAAGUGGAAAUAGAACAGAACUUCCUUAACAACAAAUUGAAGACAAUCACUGCAUAUUUUGGUGACCUAAUUCGAAGACCAGCCUCUGAAACCUAACUAUGCGGCAGUGCGAGGACAAAAGAUCAUGGAGUGGUCAAAAUAUUCAGAUGAGAUGUUUGGCAUGUCUUCCUUUAUUCACUGAUAUUUUCUACCCAUGGUCUUAUAUCACCAUAUGAAAUGGAAACUUACAGGACUCAAAUAUCAGUGAAAUAUUUUGAGAUCUUUGAAUAAUUCCUUUAGAGGAAUUAUACAAAAUUAAUAUAUAUGAGUCCUUUGUAAUUUAUUUUUUUUUGAGACAGGAUCUCACUCUGUCGCCCAGGCUGGAGUGCAGUGCCAUGAUCACAGCUCACUGCAAGUUCAACCUUCUGAGCUCAAGAAAUCCUUCUGUCUCAGUCUCCUCAGUAGCUGGGGCUUUAGGUGGGCACUGCCACACCGGACUAAUUUUUGUAUUUUUUGUAGAGACGAGGUCCCACUAUGUUGCUCAGGCAGGUGUCAAACUCCUGGGCUCAGUCAGUCCCCCCAUCUCACCCUCCCCAAGUGCUGGAAUUACAGGCGUGAGCUACUGUGCCCAGGCUUACAGACGUCCUUUUGAAGUAUCUUUUUCACUCACAGAAUAUGAAUACAUUUAUUUAGACUUUUUCUAGAACUUUCCUGUUUUCAUGUCUUUGCUUCAUCUGGAAUUGGCUUCUUAACACCCUUUUAUAAAGUUUGUGUUUGUAAAAUUUCCAUUGUGACAUCAAUACGCAAUAUAUUUUGUAAUAUAGGAGUUUAUAUUUUUUUAUUAAAAUGGCAAUGAAAGCAA
Molecule: messenger RNA, 3521 nt
Organism: Pongo pygmaeus (Bornean orangutan)
Lineage: Eukaryota; Metazoa; Chordata; Mammalia; Primates; Hominidae
Gene: TGS1
Product: trimethylguanosine synthase 1
Exons: 13
Coding region: 215-2776 (853 amino acids)
Biological process (GO): 7-methylguanosine cap hypermethylation
Cellular component (GO): nucleus
Molecular function (GO): RNA cap trimethylguanosine synthase activity
Source: RefSeq, a predicted model, not a curated record